UUUUGAACUUGUAUGUACAAUACUUACCGGACUUGUCUGGCUCAGCCACACACACAGCCUCCUCUCUUCAUCCUACGCUCAUCCAAACCCUAAAAUUAACCUUAACCCCGACCCACCUAUCCCCAUAAUAUUUCUUCUCCAAAUCUCCUUGUCAUUUCCCCACGAUCCACACCGGAAAACCAUUCUCGGAGAUUCCCGUUACUAUUCAGGGCAAUCUUAUUUUUAUUUAUUAAUUUCUUAUUAAAAGAUCUUAUUGAUUUCCUUCUACUGAGUAGCAUCUCAAAUUUUCCAGGAAACAUCAAUUUUAAGUCCAUCUUAUCUGUUUUGAGAAAAUCUCGAUUUUGCGAUCUUCAGCACUUUACCUACAAUUGUCUUGGGAAUUAUAUAUAUAUAUAUAUAUAUUAUAUAUAUAUAUAUAUAUAUAAUAUAUAUAUAUAUAUAUAUCAUUAGACAAAAGUUUGUUUGUUUGAACUGGGAUUUGUGUUUUACGCUAACAAGUUGUCGAGAAAAAAGAAAAUAUGGUGGGAGGUGGAAACAGGAAGGACGAACAGUUGGUGAUAAGCAACAAUAACGUUUUCGCUGCUCUUGGAACCCUAAGGAAGAAAAAGAAGUCUGAUAAGGGAAAGAGCGCAGGGAGUUCAUCUUCUAAAAAUAUGAAGCAGCCUGACCCUGUUUUCUUGGCUCCAGCCCCAUUGACUGUCAAAUCGUGGGCAGAUGUUGAUGAUGAAGAUGAUGAUUAUUAUUACGCUACUACAGCCCCACCUCAGGUUGUUUGGGGAGCUGAUACUGCUAAUGAACAGCAUCACAAGCUAAAGGAAGCUGCAAUUCCAGUGGAGGAAAGUGAAAGUGAAGAAGAUGGUCUUGAUGAAGCUGAUGAUGGUAACGGAGGAGAACACGAGCAGGAACCUGAUUUAUCAGGGGAGAAGGAACCAACUGUUAAGAAACCUGCUGAACAUGUGGCACCCAAAGAGUCGGAAAGGCAGCUUUCAAAGAAGGAACUCAAGAAAAAGGAACUUGCUGAGCUUGAAGCUAUGCUUGUUGAAUUUGGAUUAAACAAAGCUGAGAGCAAUGAUGAUUCACAAGGUGCUGCACAGGAUAAGGUGGACAAACUCAAUGGAGAGAUGGCUAAAAAGGAUGAUAAUGUUCCCGGGGAGAGCAAGAGCGCAAAGAAGAAAAAGAAAGAGAAAUCAGCAAAGGAGUUUAAAGAACAACAUGAUGCAUCCAAUGGUGUAGAGCUUGGUAAUGGGACUAAUGGAACAGUGACAACCGAGAAAGGACAAGAUGCCCCUACUGUUGCUGCGAAGGACAAGGUAAAGAAAAUGGCAUCUCUUAAGAAGAAGAAAUCAAGCAAGGAGGUAGAUGCUGCUGCCAAAGGAGCAGCGAGUGAGGCUGCAGCAAGGAGUGCAAGGUUAGCUGCUGCGAAGAAAAAGGAGAAGAACCAUUACAACCAGCAACCCCUGCGGUAAAAUGUUUCUUGAAUUGGAAGUGAGCAUGUAUUUUCUUGUUCAUUAGUUAAAUGCUCAAUAAAAACAUCAGAAUCCGGUUUAAUGGAGAUAGACUCUUGGCAUACUACUUUUUUAUUUAUCAAUCUAAAAAAUAGAUUUACUGAAUGGUUGUGGUGGUCUUUUAUAUUCUGCUACUGGAUGGACAGUUCUUGUGAUGUUGCUAGCCAAUUUAAAUGAACUAAAAUUCAAUUUGUGUUCG
Molecule: messenger RNA, 1704 nt
Organism: Capsicum annuum
Lineage: Eukaryota; Viridiplantae; Streptophyta; Magnoliopsida; Solanales; Solanaceae
Exons: 3
Coding region: 519-1466 (315 amino acids)
Source: RefSeq, a predicted model, not a curated record